Molecule: messenger RNA, 1775 nt
Organism: Nicotiana tabacum (common tobacco)
Lineage: Eukaryota; Viridiplantae; Streptophyta; Magnoliopsida; Solanales; Solanaceae
Source: RefSeq, a predicted model, not a curated record
AUUUGUUCUGCGUGUAACUCACGCUUCAUCUCACAAUGGGUACUACAGGAAUUUCACUUACCCCCCACCCCCGCCAGCUCUUUCGUGUCAUUUCUCUAUGCAGAAAUUGUUACUCCAAUUUCACCUAAAAUUUCUCCAUUUUAGGCGUGAAUCGAAUUUUCACUUUUCUCGAUUUUCAGUAUUUGCUUUAUGAAUUUGAUUACUUUGUGUUUGUUUGUUUACUUAAUUUUACAUUCCCAGAUUCAUAAAUGACAUUCUAAGAAAAAUGGAAUUGAAGAAUUUUUUUUGGGGUUCUUUAGGGUUUUAACUUCAAAAUUUAGGUUUAAGAGGAGACUAAUACAGAAAUGUGGGAUGCAAGAAGGCCUCAUUUUCUUGUGGGUUUUAACCCUUCAAUCCAUUCUGAAACAUUGAAAAUUCCAUCAAAAUUCAUUAAACAUAUGGAAGGAAAAGCUUCUGGAACAGCAUUUUUGGUGGGUCCCAGUGGAAAUUCUUGGCCUAUGGACUUAAUACAGCAAGAUGAUGGUUUAUUCUUCCACAAUGGAUGGGCUUCAUUAGUUAAAGAUCACUGCCUUGAAAGUGGGGAUGCUUUGGUUUUCAGAUAUGACGGUGAUUUGCAUUUCACUGUGCUAGCAUUUGAUGAAAGUUCAUGUGAGAAGGAAGCUGCUUAUAACGCUGACUGCAGUCAAGGAGCAACAAACUUGUACAAUCUUGCUUUGAAAAAAAGAGACCGAGGAAACUCAGCUUUACUAGAAUGCGUUGUUGAAGGUGUUCCUAAGAAAAUGCGAAGCACUCAGAUCCCUUCCGAAUGCACAGCAGAAGACGCAGUUUGCUCAAAUGGAAGAAUUUAUACUUCUAGCUUUCUGAAUGAAAUGGAGAAUGCUGGAAAUGCAUCAAGCAAUACAGUUACCAUCGCUGUGCCAUCUCAAACAGAGAUUGUCUGCAGUAACUCAGAGGUGAAAACAGGCAAUGGUACCUCCGAAGAACCUAUGUGGUUGUCUGCACAAGAAGCAGAAAAGGUUGCCCGUUCGUUUACCUCGAGUUUCCCCAACUUUACGAAAGUUAUGAAGAGAUUCAACGUUAGUGGUUCAUACACCCUGAACAUCCCUUAUCAAUUUGCCACAGAACACCUACCCAAAUGCAAAGUGAAGAUUUUACUUCACAAUUUAAAGGGAAAAACUUGGACCGUGAAUUCAAUCCCGACUACAAGAGUACAAACAUCACAUACCUUUUGCGGAGGGUGGUUAUCCUUUGUUCGCGACAAUAACAUUGAUUUGGGAGAUAUCUGCAUCUUUGAGCUUGUCCGUAAGUGUGAAUUGCGCGUGCAUGUUCUGAGGGUGGAAAAGGAAGGAAAUGAUUACAGUAGUAAGGUAGCAAAGGCCAAGACAUUUGCUAAAAAAGGAUCUGCUCAUGGCAAAGAGAAACAUAGUAAUAUGUUGAAGAGUCAUCAGCUCUGUUUGUCAAAGAUUAGCAGUGGAGAUUCAGUAAUCAGGAAACCUGCUCAGGAUAAACAGGGUUCUUUCACCAAAAGCUGCAUGUCAAUGAAAUCAGUACCUGAAGAGAAAUUAGCUGCUGAAUCUUUCAUUUCUAAUUUUCCUCAUUUUGUAAGAAUCAUGAAAAAGUUCAAUAUUAGUGGCUCUUACACUCUGGUGAGUAGUUUUUUGCAUGUUAUAUCUUUUUAUAUAUUGUUAUUGUCCAGACGUUUUCCAUCCCAUUUGAUUCAUUCAUUAUUUCUCAAAUUAUAUGUCAAGGACAUUGUUUGCCAACAUGACGAAUGA